Acanthosepion pharaonis is the source of this 666-nucleotide messenger RNA. The record is from the annotation of a GenBank genome assembly. NCBI's taxonomy places the organism in Eukaryota, Metazoa, Mollusca, Cephalopoda, Sepiida, Sepiidae.
AUGUUUUUCUCUCUUUUUCAUCUGUUCUUAUCUAUCUAUCUAUCUAUCUAUCUAUCUACCUAUCUAUCUUCAUCUGUUCUUACCUAUGUAUUUAUCUAUCUAUCUAUCUUCAUUGUUCUUAUCUAUCUCACCCUGCUCAAAUGUCUAUAUCUAUCAAUUAUCUGUCUUCAUAUCUAUCUUCAUCUGAUCAUAUCUAUCUAUCUAUCUAUCUAUCUAUCUAUCUAUCUAUCUAUCUAUCUAUCUAUCUGUCUAUUUUCAUCUGUUCAUAUCUGUUCAUAUCAAUGUUCAUCUGAUCUUUUCUAUGUUCAUCUAUCUAUCUAUCUAUCUAUCUAUCUAUCUAUCUAUCUAUCUAUCUAUCAGUCUGUCCAUGGAUAUAGUAUACAAAUACGCACGUACCAGUCUAUGAGUUGGCAGACAUAUCCUGUUUAUAAUCGAGUAAAUAAUUUGGAUUUUCUUAGAGAUUGCAAUCAGCUGACAAGGCCAUUUGCCAUUCCCUAUCGUUCUUCCUUAUUUUCUAAACAACGAAAAACUUUCGUUUCUUGCUUCAUCUAUUGCUUCUUUCUUUUAUUUAUUCCUCCACUCCUUUAUUUAUUCCUUCCUUCCUUCCUUCCUUCCUUCCUUCCUUCCUUCCUUUACUUAUUCUGUUCCAUAUUCAUUCAUUACUAA